Ananas comosus (pineapple) is the source of this 922-nucleotide messenger RNA. RefSeq names its product protein DROOPING LEAF. Gene Ontology annotation, cellular component: nucleus. The transcript has 7 exons. Gene Ontology annotation, biological process: style development; leaf development; cell fate commitment. NCBI's taxonomy places the organism in Eukaryota, Viridiplantae, Streptophyta, Magnoliopsida, Poales, Bromeliaceae. The record is from RefSeq and is a predicted model, not a curated record. Bases 212 to 784 code for a protein of 190 amino acids.
GUCCGUACAACCCUUGCUGUGGGGCAUCCCUCCCUGGGCAUUAUUGCUGUAAUGGAAACCCUACCCAUGGCGUCUAUUUCUCUUGGAAUCUUUAAGAAGCUCCCCCACCCACUCUCUCCCUUCUUAAUUCACUAGCUAGCUUUUCUCUCCUCUCUUCUUCUUCCUCAUCCUCAUCCUCAUCCUCAUCUUCUUUUACUUCUCCUCAUCGAUCAUGGACUUGGUUUCUCCCUCGGAGCACCUUUGCUACGUUCGUUGCACCUACUGUAACACCGUUCUCGCGGUUGGGGUUCCAUGCAAGAGGAUAAUGGACACUGUUACUGUGAAAUGUGGACACUGCAACAAUCUCUCCUUCCUUAGCCCAAGGCCUAUGGUGCAACCCGUUUGCCCUACUGAUCAUCAACAAAUGUGUUUUCAGGGUCCCUGCAACGAUUGUAGGAGAUUGCAACCUUCGCCGUCUAACUCAUCGAUGUCAAGCGAACAGACAACCACCAAAGCACCAUUUGUUGUUAAACCUCCUGAAAAGAAACAUCGACUUCCGUCAGCUUACAAUCGCUUUAUGAAGGAAGAAAUACAGCGAAUCAAAGCUGUGAAACCUGAUAUCCCUCACAGAGAGGCCUUUAGCAUGGCUGCAAAAAAUUGGGCUAAGUGUGAUCCUCGCUGCUCAACUGUUUCAACCUCUGAGAACAAUGUAGCGGUAAGAGCAAUGUCCUUUUCGCAUGAAAGAAGUAACGGUCUCCCCAUUAACAGCUUCGAUGUUUUCAAGCCAAUGGAGCGUAAGGAUUAGUUUGCGACAUCGACAUAUCAAGCUUUUACCAUCUGUGAACUUAUUGAAUUUUGCUUGUCGGUGGGAUUUUAGAUCCCCUUCUAAAAUAUGAACCUGGCCGAUACACUAUAUUUAUAUUUUAUAAUUUCAUGUUGUCAA